AUGAUUCUGCAAUUAAUCAUGUUUGCUCUGGUGACAGACUUCAACAGUAGCCUGCCCAACACAGCCCACUGCGAUGACAUCACGCUGCUGAACAUGGUGGCCCCAGCCUUCGUCAUCUGGGCCCGAUGUACCAACAUGACCAUCAUCGAGCACAAGGAGUGUGAGGACGCCUACCCUGGGGACAUCACAGACACCAUGGGAUGUACCAGCGUUCGAGAAGAGGGCAAGGACUCCUGCCAGGGUGAUUCUGGGGGCCCACUGGUCUAUAAUGGGUCUCUUCAAGGCAUCACCUCCUGGGGCCAGGAUCCAUGUGCUGUCAGCAGAAAGCCCAGGGUUUACACAAAGGUCUGCAGUAUGUGGUCCGGAUCCAGAAGACUACAGAGAACAAUUAGCCAGGACCAGCUCGUCACGGCCCAAUCCCCUGCUCCCUACUUGGUGCCGUGGUACCUGUUCAUUCUGUUAAUAAUGAAGCCUGAGCCAGGACCCCUCUGUAUACUUUUCUGGGGGCCUUCUUGA
Globicephala melas (long-finned pilot whale) is the source of this 516-nucleotide messenger RNA. Its product is annotated as kallikrein-11-like. Gene Ontology annotation, molecular function: serine-type endopeptidase activity. The record is from RefSeq and is a predicted model, not a curated record. Gene Ontology annotation, biological process: proteolysis. Lineage: Eukaryota; Metazoa; Chordata; Mammalia; Artiodactyla; Delphinidae.